UUUCCAAUUGUUGCCAGCUUCACGGAGCUUUGCUUGUUGUGUGAAUUGGCAGUCGUACUUUUGUUCAUAUUUCGAAAGUUGAAGUACUUCUAAACUAGCGAUGCGCAUUUAUUUCAGUCCUCAGUGCUAGCCAGUUAGCAUUCUUAUAUUUUGAGUUGGGUUAAACUAAUUAAUUUGCUAACCUUUAAACCGGACUUACCUUGCUAGCCAGAAUUUCUGACAGUUGUAGCUUGGUAUCAUAGCUGUAUUUCGCGUGGUUACCAGAUGACUUGGAACAAAUAGCCGUGAUUGUAACCGUUUUACUCGGGUGAAUUACAGUUUAUUUAGAUACCUAAAUAAGGGCAUCCCUGGCUCCGCAUUUUAGGCUAGAAAACAAACAGCACCUCCAUUACAGAGCGAUUGGGAGAGAGAGAAAGACCACCCGACAAACAUGCCUCGCAUUGAGAACGACAUCAAGCUGGACUUCAAGGACGUCCUGCUUCGUCCAAAACGUAGCACACUGAAGUCUCGCAGUGAGGUGGACCUGACCCGCAGUUUCUUCUUUCGGAACUCCAAGGGUACCUACAGUGGGAUCCCGAUCAUCGCGGCCAACAUGGACACUGUGGGGACCUUUGAGAUGGCCCUGGCACUGCACAAGUUCACUGUCUUCACUGCCAUUCACAAGCACUACUCCGUGGACGAUUGGAAGGAGUUUGCUGCCCAGCACCCCGAUUGCCUGGAGAGCGUGGCGAUCAGCUCGGGGACCGGCGAUGGGGACUUUGAGAGGCUCAGCUCGGUGGUGGCCGCGGUGCCGAAGCUGCGGUACAUCUGCGUGGACGUGGCCAACGGCUACUCGGAGCACUUUGUCCACUUCGUCAAAGACGUACGCGCGAAGUUCCCUUCGCACACCAUCAUGGCAGGGAACGUAGUCACUGGAGAGAUGGUGGAGGAGCUGAUUCUCGCUGGUGCUGACAUCAUUAAAGUGGGGAUUGGACCAGGCUCUGUGUGCACCACUCGUAAGAAGACGGGGGUUGGGUACCCGCAGCUAAGCGCUGUGAUCGAAUGUGCUGAUGCAGCACAUGGCCUAGGGGGGCAUAUCAUCUCUGAUGGAGGAUGCACCUGCCCAGGUGACGUCUCAAAGGCGUUCGGUGCGGGGGCAGACUUCGUCAUGCUCGGCGGGAUGCUGGCGGGUCACUCUGAGUGCAGUGGCGAGGUCAUCGAGAAAAACGGACAGAAGUACAAGCUGUUCUAUGGCAUGAGCUCCGAAACGGCCAUGAGGAAACACGCAGGGGGAGUGGCCGAUUACAGGGCGUCGGAGGGAAAGACCGUGGAGGUGCUGUAUAAGGGCCCGGUGGACGUGACCAUGCGGGACAUCCUGGGAGGCGUGCGCUCCACCUGCACCUACGUGGGCGCGGGCAAGCUGAAGGAGCUGAGCCGCAGAACCACCUUCAUCCGCGUCACUCAGCAGCUCAACACCGUGUUCGGCAACAGCGGCUAGGCCCAACGAGCAAGGGUCUGCCGCACUGGCUCGGCCCGGUCCGUAUGCAUUUCUCUCUCUCUCUCUCUCUGUCUCUCUCACACACACAUAUGCACGGUUACGCACGCACAUACGCACACACACGCGUGCGCGCACGCACAGUCGCACGCACGGUCUAUGCCGUACGCACACGCUUUCCCGAGUCAGACAGACUCACCCUCUUUCCUGGACUCUGCCGCUCCAGAGCUCCUAUGCAGUGUCAUAAUAACGCCAGGCUGCCUCAAGGUUAGUUAUGAAUGCCGAUUUUAAUUUGGGAACAGUUCAUGUGUCUUGCAUGUCUGCAGGAACUUGUUUGGCCAGUUUUAAUUAGGAUGUCAGUGACAGGUCAAGUAAGCAUGAGCAGUAUUUUAUUGGACCGUAGUCAUACAGUGUCUCGGUGGUAGUAGUGCUGAUCAGAGAUCAGUUUUGCCUUUCAGCUCAUGAUGGAUAAGGUCUGAACAUGGGCAGGAAAACCUGAUCUUAGAUCAGCACUCCUACUCUGAGAGGCUUUAUGAACACGGGCCUGGAUCUAGCAAUUAAAAAUGACACUUUUAGUAAUGCUACUAACAGAGUAUUUCAAUAACUUCAUGGGGAUGUGAAGCACUUAGUAAUACUGUAUGACUUUGGUUCAUUAGAUUUUUACCUGUAAGAUAUGGCCUUACGUUCAAAUCUGAAAUUGACCUGUAUUUGCUACAAAAUUAAGCUGAAGUACUUUUUUUGCAGCUACUAGCACUAGGGCACAACCUUCCUGGAACAAGCUAGAUUGUGACGUCACUGGUCCACCUGUGGACGUUUUGGAGCAGUCAACCAGUGGCACAGUAGUUGUUGUCUCCUCAGAGGUAGUUCAUGAGAAUGUAUGUUUUGUUUGGUCAUACUCAUUUUAGGAUCCUGGGGCAAUAGACCUUCCUUAGGUUCUCUUUUUUUCCCCUCACAUUUCAUUGUUGAGCUCAUUGAAAGUCAGCAGUCUUGGCUUGAGCAGCCAGGACAAAAUAACCUGGUGAGGUCACAACCUUGCUGGUUCCAGUGCUAGGUAGUAGCUGCAAAAAAAAGUGAACUUCAGAUUUCACAUUCGAAUGCAGGGCCAUAUCUUAUCUAUGGUAAAAAAAAAAAAAAAAAUUUUUAAAAAGGCUAAUGAAUCUGAGCCAUAUUACAGAGGGCAUUACAUCCCCGUUACAUUUUUGGUGAGUGGGUAUUUUUGACUAAGUAGAAAAUCUAAUUUUAGUGUAAACACUGGAAUGAUUUUUCUCAGAUAGUCUAGCAUAAUCUGUUCAUAAGAUGUGGGGAACAUAAUUAAUGUGAGAUUUUUUCCUCUCACAUUUACAUGGUUACUUCCAAAAAAAAUGUUGGCCGUUAGCAAAUAGCAUUUUUUUAGAUUUAAAAAUAUUAUAUGACUAUCAUAAUAAUUGAAAAUGGAUUACAUGCUGGGUAGGGAUUGAGCCUACAAAGAAAAUCAUCUUUUUAAUCUAUGACCGUGUUAAGCGUUGCCUCAAGUAGGCUCAGGUGUGUAAAGGUGAAGGAAAGGAAAGUGUUUGGGGGAAAUUAACUAGUGUGCCAAGUUAGAAAUGGAGGAGGAGGCCUGUGUCUCACGAUGUACCUUUGACUGACAGAAAGCUUCUCCCUGGAGCUACUUAUGGCUUCAGUUGGAAAAGCUCCAGCUACAGCCACCCACCACCCCCACACACCCUUCUCCCUUAUUUCAACACGGGUUUGCCCAGUCCAGCAAGUAUCAAACGUGUUCAGCAUUAAAUCCAUUCCGUGUUAAGAUUUCCCACAUUUGUUUAACAGUUACACCAAGUAGUCUGAUUGCAACAAGUCAAUGAAUCAUUUGUUCAGGUGAUGUGGCUGCUCAAAGACCGGAGUGAUAUUUUUAAGUGUCUGCUUUUAAGUAUCGCACAAGUGUUUGUGCGUGUUUUAUACACCUCAUGAGUGAGUGAUUACUGAGUGGAGGUAUUUAUUUUUUUAAAAGACUUCCGGUUUUUUUUCCCAUUGCUUUCCGUUAAACAAAUGUACAUUUUAUUGAUUUACUGUCACUGGAUUUUCUGACCAAUAAAUGCAUUCCAUAAACUGU
Molecule: messenger RNA, 3563 nt
Organism: Anguilla anguilla (European eel)
Lineage: Eukaryota; Metazoa; Chordata; Actinopteri; Anguilliformes; Anguillidae
Gene: gmpr2
Product: guanosine monophosphate reductase 2
Exons: 10
Coding region: 431-1477 (348 amino acids)
Biological process (GO): nucleotide metabolic process
Cellular component (GO): GMP reductase complex
Molecular function (GO): GMP reductase activity
Source: RefSeq, a predicted model, not a curated record